This is a messenger RNA of Emys orbicularis (European pond turtle), 993 nucleotides long. It is a transcript of the gene TMX4, whose product is annotated as thioredoxin related transmembrane protein 4. The transcript is spliced from 8 exons. Gene Ontology annotation, molecular function: disulfide oxidoreductase activity. NCBI's taxonomy places the organism in Eukaryota, Metazoa, Chordata, Testudines, Emydidae. The coding region runs from base 1 to 993 and encodes 330 amino acids. The record is from RefSeq and is a predicted model, not a curated record. Gene Ontology annotation, cellular component: endomembrane system.
AUGGCGGCGGGCGCGCGGCGAGCCAGGCUGGGCGCCGCGGUGACAGCGCUCCUGGCCGCCGGGCUGGUGCUAGCGCUGGGCCUCUCCGAGGUGGGCAGCCCCGGCGAGCAGCGGGGCCACGUGUGGGUCCUGAGCGCCGCCAACUGGAGCCUGGUGCUGCAGGGCCAGUGGAUGGUGCAAUUUUAUGCCCCUUGGUGUCCAGCCUGCCAACAGAUUGAAGCAGCAUGGGAGAAUUUUGCAAAAGAAAGUGAACAUCUAGAUAUCACUGUAGGAAAAGUGGACGUCACUCAAGAACCAGGUUUGAGUGGCCGUUUUUUUGUCACCACACUUCCUACUAUUUACCAUGCGAAGGAUGGAGUAUUUCGCAGAUAUCGUGGCUCAAGGACGUCGGAAGACCUUCGAGGCUAUAUCCUAGAGAGAAAAUGGGAAGCUGUAGAACCCGUAGCUGGAUGGAAAUCCCCAUCUUCUAUAAUGAUGCAUGGAAUGGCAGGUCUUUUUCAUUUCUCUGGAUGGAUCAGACAAAUUCACAGUUACUUCACAGGCACUCUUGGAAUUCAUGUCUGGGGUUCUUAUGCAAUCUUCAUUUUAUCCACCCUGUUGAUUGGCCUGAUCCUGGGUUUGAUAUUGGUUUUGAUUGCAGACUGCCUUUGCCCUUCCAAGCCUAGGUACAGAGAAGAAGCAUCCGUAGAGUUGAUUGAAAGGGAGAAUGCAGAGCUUACAGCAGUAGAAGAGGUGGAAGAAACUGAAGAGUUUUCAGCAAAUGAGUUAGAAGAGGCUGCAGAGGAAAAGGAGGACAUUUCAGAUGGGGAAGAUGGAGCCAAAUCAAGUGAAGAGGCCAAUUCAAGUGAGGAUGGCUCAGAAGAGGACUCUGCCGUUGAUGAAGGAUCAGGGACAGAAGAGACAGAAGACAUCUGUGAACCACAGCCAACUGAUUCGGAGACCCAAAGCUCAGUAAGGCAACGUAAAAGCCAGGUGGCUGACAAUGGACUAUAG